Molecule: messenger RNA, 2040 nt
Organism: Pipistrellus nathusii (Nathusius's pipistrelle)
Lineage: Eukaryota; Metazoa; Chordata; Mammalia; Chiroptera; Vespertilionidae
Source: the annotation of a GenBank genome assembly
AUGGCGGCGGCCGGGGCGCGCAGCCCGGGCGCCCCGAAGGGGACGGCGGCCCGAGCCCGGCGCCCGCCCUGGGCGCGGCUGCCCCCGCUGCUGGUCCUGCUGGCGGCGGCGGCGGCGGGCCCGGGCCCGGGCGGCGCGGCGCUGUACCGCGCGGGCGAGGACGCCGUGUGGGUGCUGGACAGCGGCAGCGUGCGCGCCGCCACGGCCAACAGCUCGGCCGCGUGGCUGGUGCAGUUCUACUCGUCGUGGUGCGGCCACUGCAUCGGCUACGCGCCCACCUGGCGGGCUCUCGCCGGGGACGUGCGAGACUGGGCCGCUGCCAUCCGCGUCGCUGCCCUGGACUGUGCGGAGAAAAGCAACCACGAGGUGUGCCAGGCCUACAACAUCCACUUCUACCCCAGCUUCCGGUAUUUUAGAGCAUUCACAAAGGACUUUACAACUGGCGAAAACUUUAAAGGGUCUGACCGAGAGCUGCAGAUGGUGAGACAAGCCAUGAUUGACUUCCUGCAGAAUCACACGGACGCAAACAGGCCUCCCGCCUGCCCGGCUCUGGACCCUAUUCGGCCCAGUGACGUUCUUUCUCUCAUUGACAACCAUGAGGGCUACUAUGUGGCUAUUCUGUUUGAGAGCAACAGCUCGUAUGUUGGACGUGAGGUGAUCCUGGACCUGAGUCCUUACGAGAACAUCGCGGUGAAGAGAGCCCUGGACAGUGACCCGGCCUUUCUGGAGAAGCUUGGCAUCUCUUCCAUUCCUUCCUGUUACCUGAUUUACCCAAAUGGGUCCCACGGGUUAAUUAACAUCGCGAAGCCUCUCCGGUCAUUUUUUUCCUCUUAUUUGAAGUCGUUGCCAGAUGUGAGGAAAAAGUCGCUUGCGUUGCCUGAAAAGCCAAGCAAAGAAGAAAACUCUGAAGUCGUGGUGUGGAGGGAGUUUGACAGGUCAAAACUGUACACGGCGGACCUGGAGUCAGGGCUGCACUACCUCCUGAGGGUGGAGCUGGCCGCCCACAGGACACUGGCCGGAGCCGAGCUGAAAACACUGAAGGACUUUGUUACUAUCGUUGCCAAGCUGUUUCCCGGUCGCCCGCCCGUCAGGAAGCUGCUGGAGAUGCUUCAGGAGUGGCUGGCCAGCCUCCCUCUGGAUCGAGUCCCGUACAACGCCGUCCUGGACCUGGUCAACAACAAGAUGCGGAUUUCUGGAGUAUUCCUCACUAAUCAGAUCAAGUGGGUUGGAUGUCAAGGAAGCCGCCCGGAGUUGAGGGGUUACACGUGUUCUCUCUGGAAGUUGUUCCACACUCUGACUGUUCAGGCCGGGACCCACCCUGACGCGCUGGAUGACACAGGUUUCGAAGACGACCCCCAGGCGGUGCUGCAGACCAUCCGGAGGUACCUACUCACCUUCUUCGGCUGUAAGGAGUGCGGGGAGCAUUUUGAGGAAAUGGCUAAAGAGUCCAUGGAUUCCGUGAAAACCCCAGACCAAGCUAUCCUCUGGCUUUGGAAGAAACAUAACCUCGUGAACAGCCGCCUGGCAGGCCACCUGAGCGAGGACCCCAGGUUCCCCAAGGUCGCGUGGCCCACUCCGGACCUCUGCCCCACCUGCCACGAGGAGCUGCGGGGCCUGGACAGCUGGGACGAAGACCAGGUGCUGCUGUUCCUAAAGCGGCACUACGGCAGCGACAACCUCGUGCACACGUACGCCGCAGCCCUGGGUGGCACGGGCGAGGCCGAGGAGCGGGAGGGAGGCCGAGCCAACCCAGAGAGGCCUGGAGGCCACGGGGCCCAGAGCCUGCGCCAGCCCGGGGCACUGCCCCCCACACCUCGCCCCUCAGAGGGGUCACGCCCGGGACUGGCUGGGCCCGAGGGCCGCAGGGAGGCGGAGGCGGAGGCAGCCGCACCCUUCCUGGGGAUGGGCUUCUCCAGCUUGGACAUGAGCCUCUGCGUCCUGCUCUACGUGGCCUCCGCCACCUUCCUGAUGGUGAUGUUCUUCUUCUUCCGAGUGCGAUCCCGGCGCUGGAAGGUCCGGCACCGCCACCCGUCCGUGUAG